Molecule: messenger RNA, 297 nt
Organism: Eubalaena glacialis (North Atlantic right whale)
Lineage: Eukaryota; Metazoa; Chordata; Mammalia; Artiodactyla; Balaenidae
Product: beta-defensin 106A-like
Exons: 3
Coding region: 1-297 (98 amino acids)
Biological process (GO): innate immune response
Cellular component (GO): extracellular region
Source: RefSeq, a predicted model, not a curated record
AUGAGGACGUCCCUCUUUCUCUUUGCCAUCUUCUUCUUUCUGGCCCCAGCCAGGAGUGGAUUUCUUGAGGACAAAUGCUACAAGCUUAAAGGGAGAUGCGUGGAGUCCUGUCACAUAAAUGAAGAACUUGUGGGUCUCUGCCGGAAGUCUCUGAAAUGCUGUGUGACACUCCAGGCAUGUUGGAAAAGUUGGUCCCCUGUGAGGAGGCAGCCCCCUGAGGAGGGCACUGUCUUCCAGGGCUGCUUCCAGUCAGAGAAUAAGCACAGGGCGGACCCAAAGCUGGGCCGUGUCUGCUGA